AUGAUUCGGCCGACCAGGGGCCGGGGAGUUCUUCUGAUAGGCUUGCUGCUUAUUUGCCCGGGCAUCUCCUUCAUGCUGCCUUCACGGACUUGUACAUCCUUGGGUCGGCGAGCCCUCUUGCUUGGACCCCUGCUCCUCUUUCCACAAGCAGCUUUCGCUGCUCGAGAUGGCUUCACGGAGACGAGCUCGGGUCUGCAGUACAAGGUGCUCCAGGAAGGCUCUGGCGAGAACCCGAGGACAGGCCAGAUGAUUGCAGCAGACUACACGGGCUGGUUGGAAGAUUUCGAGUCCGAGAAGAAGUUUGAUUCUUCCCGGGACAGACGGCAGCCUUUGAAAUUUCAGGUGGGCAUUGGCAAAGUCAUCAAGGGCUGGGACGAGACUCUGCUGGAUAUGAAAGUUGGCGAACGCCGGCAAAUCAUUGUGCCACCUGGGCUCGGGUAUGGAAACCGAGCCAUCGGCCCUAUCCCAGCCGGCUCCACGCUCUACUUCGACGUGGAAUUGAAGUCUAUCGGGAGAUGA
Molecule: messenger RNA, 519 nt
Organism: Symbiodinium sp. CCMP2592
Lineage: Eukaryota; Dinophyceae; Suessiales; Symbiodiniaceae
Source: the annotation of a GenBank genome assembly